This is a messenger RNA of Trifolium pratense (red clover), 775 nucleotides long. Its product is annotated as dynein light chain LC6, flagellar outer arm-like. The transcript is spliced from 2 exons. Gene Ontology annotation, biological process: microtubule-based process. The record is from RefSeq and is a predicted model, not a curated record. The coding region runs from base 260 to 535 and encodes 91 amino acids. NCBI's taxonomy places the organism in Eukaryota, Viridiplantae, Streptophyta, Magnoliopsida, Fabales, Fabaceae. Gene Ontology annotation, molecular function: dynein intermediate chain binding; dynein light intermediate chain binding. Gene Ontology annotation, cellular component: dynein complex.
AAAAUCUAUGUAACCAAAUAGAAAUAAAAAUAGUAAAAUAUGUGCCAUGUAGUAUUAGUGCCAGCUUGAUAAUAAUAAUUUAAUUUGAGUAUUAAUUCAUUCCCUUAACACUAGGAAUGGAAUCAAUGUUUUUUUCCGUUUCAUUUUAAAGUCUAUCUUCUUUUCUCUCUUUAGACAUCAAAAUAGAAAUUUUAUAUAUCAAUGUAUAGAUCUCUUUUCUGACCUUAGAGAUAAGGUUUUAACAGUAACAACUUCAAACAUGUUGGAAGGUAAAGCUAUGAUAGAAGAUACUGACAUGCCAUCUAAGAUGCAGAUUCAAGCCAUGGCUUAUGCUUCUCAAGCUCUUGAUCUAUUUGAUGUUCUUGAUUGCAAAUCCAUUGCUGCCCACAUCAAAAAGGAGUUUGAUGCAAGAUAUGGUGGUGGAUGGCAAUGUGUGGUAGGUUCAAGUUUUGGGUGUUUUUUCACUCAUUCUAAGGGAACUUUCAUAUACUUUACUCUUGAGACUCUCAAUUUCCUCAUCUUCAAAGGAGUUUGAGCUACUUUUUCUUCAUCUCUUCCCUAUGAUUAUCCUAAGGUCAUGUUUGGUUGUGAAUGAAGUUCCUCCACCAAGGGCAUUACUAGAAAACUGCAGAUCAUUUUCUUCUUUUUUUAUUAGUUGUUUGAUAUUUUCAGAUGGAGAUUAUAUUAGACCCUAAGGUGUUCUGCAUUUGUAGUGUUCAUUUUGAUUUUGUAUAUAUGUUGGGCAUUACUAGAAAACUGCAGAUCAUUUUCUUCA